Sardina pilchardus (European sardine) is the source of this 1818-nucleotide messenger RNA. RefSeq names its product acidic mammalian chitinase-like. Gene Ontology annotation, cellular component: extracellular region. The transcript is spliced from 10 exons. The coding region runs from base 1 to 1818 and encodes 605 amino acids. Gene Ontology annotation, biological process: carbohydrate metabolic process; chitin catabolic process. NCBI's taxonomy places the organism in Eukaryota, Metazoa, Chordata, Actinopteri, Clupeiformes, Clupeidae. The record is from RefSeq and is a predicted model, not a curated record. Gene Ontology annotation, molecular function: chitinase activity; chitin binding.
AUGGUUAUGAUGAGGAAUAAACAUGACUGCUUGUUUUUCUUCUCUGCAACAGGACUGGCUUUCCUGCUGCACGCGCAGCUAGGAUCCUCCUAUCUCCUGUCAUGUUACUUCACCAACUGGGGUCAGUACAGGCCUGGAGCUGGAAAGUACUUCCCCAAAGAUGUUGACCCCUGCCUUUGUGACCACCUGAUCUAUGCCUUCGCCACCAUGAGCAACAACCAGAUCAAGAGCUUUGAGUGGGACGACGAGAAACUCUACGCUCAGUUCCAGGCCCUCAAGAACCAGAACAGCGAACUGAAGACCCUCCUGGCCAUCGGUGGAUGGAACAUGGGAACCCCUAAGUUCUCUGCUAUGGUGUCUACUAGUGGUAACCGUCAGACCUUCAUCACCUCCGUGAUCAAGUUCCUGAGGCAGUACGAGUUUGACGGUCUGGACAUCGACUGGGAGUAUCCUGGAUCCAGAGGCAGCCCUGCCAUCGACAAGACUCUCUACACCACCCUCGCCCAGGAGCUGCUGUCUGCCUUCGAGGCUGAGGCCACCAAGACCAACCGCCCUCGCCUGAUGCUCACCGCCGCCGUCUCCGCCGGAAAGGGCACCAUCGACUCUGGAUACCAGAUCGCUGAGCUCGGCAAGAUCCUGGACUACUUCCAUGUCAUGACCUACGACUUCCAUGGCUCCUGGGAGCACGUCACCGGUGAGAACAGCCCCCUGUACAAGGGACCCAGCGACCAGGGAGACCUCAUCUACUUCAACAUGGACUACGCCAUGAACUACUGGAAGAGCCAGGGUGCUCCUGCUGAGAAGCUGCUGGUUGGUUUCGGUACCUACGGACACACCUUCAGACUGGCCAGCGCCUCCAACACCGGUGUUGGUGCCACCGCUAACGGACCCGGACCCGCCGGACCCUUCACCAGGCAGGCCGGAUUCUGGGCCUACUACGAGAUCUGCACCUUCCUGAAGCAAGGAGCCACUCAAGCCUGGGACGCCAUCCAGAUGGUCCCCUACGCCUUCAACAAGCAGCUCACCUGGGUCGGCUACGACAAUGUCAAGAGCUUCCAGAUUAAGAUUGACUGGCUGAAGAAGAGCCAGUUUGGUGGAGCCAUGGUGUGGAGCUUGGACCUGGACGACUUCAGCGGCACCUUCUGCGGCCAGGGCAGAUACCCCCUGAUCAACACCAUCAAGAGCGGCCUGGGAACCGGAGCCAACUGCGCCUCCCGCACCAAGCCUCUGGCCCCCGUGACCCCCACUGCCCACGCUCCCCCUCAGCCUCAGCCUGGUGGUGGCGGUAGCAGCAGCGGUGGCGGUAGCAGCAGCAGCGGCGGCGGUAGCAGCAGCGGUGGAAGCGGUUUCUGCGCCGGCAAGGCCAACGGCAUGUACCCCGACCCCACCAACAAGGGCACCUUCUACGAGUGCGCCGGCGGCAGGACCUACACCCAGCACUGCGCCAGCGGCCUGGUGUUCGACACCGCCUGCUCCUGCUGCAACUGGGCGAGCGGCCUGGUGUUCGGUGGAAGCAGCAGCGGAGCUGGAAGCAGUGGAGGUGGAAGCAGCAGCGGCGGCGCCAGCAGCAGCAGCGGAGGUGGAAGCAGCAGCGGAACUGGAAGCAGUGGUGGUGGAAGCAGCAGAGGUGAUGGAAACAGCAGAGGUGGUGGAAGAAGCGGUGGUGGUGGAAGCAACAGCGGCGGCGGCAGCAGCGGUGGCAGCAGCGGAGGUGGAAGCAACAGCGGACAUGGAAACAGCAGCGGAGCUGGAAGCAGCAGUGGAGGUGGUAGAAGCACUGGAGGUGGAGUCAGCAUGAGCGGCAGCAGGAGGGCAUAG